This is a messenger RNA of Nanorana parkeri, 5746 nucleotides long. RefSeq names its product collagen type XIV alpha 1 chain (gene COL14A1). The coding region runs from base 1 to 5544 and encodes 1847 amino acids. The record is from RefSeq and is a predicted model, not a curated record. The transcript is spliced from 47 exons. NCBI's taxonomy places the organism in Eukaryota, Metazoa, Chordata, Amphibia, Anura, Dicroglossidae. Gene Ontology annotation, cellular component: interstitial matrix. Gene Ontology annotation, molecular function: protein binding.
AUGAAGGGACAACCCAACCUACACACUAUGAUCGUUUUGUCGCUGUUGGCGGUCACAGUUUUCUUCUCCAGCCUUGGGCAGAGUCAAGUGACGCCGCCCACAAAACUAAGAUUUCAUGUUGUGUCACAAGACAGUGUGCAGAUUUCAUGGAAAGCAUCCAAAGAUAGAAUUAGAGGAUAUAAACUUCUUGUGACACCAAAAUCAGGUGGGAAAACCAACCAGCUAAAUCUUAAAAACAACGCCACCAGAGCCAUCAUUCAAAGACUUGAUCCUGACCGGAGUUACAAUGUACAGAUCAUUGCCUUUAAUGAAGAUGAUGAAAGCAAGCCAGUUCGUGGAGAGUUUAGAAUUAGGGAUUUGGAAAAGAAGAGAAAAACUGCCAAAAAUCCAAAGUCGGAAAGUGAGAACCAGAUCCUGGAGGAAGACUCAAAGUUUGCCUGUAAGUCGCCAGCCAAUGCAGACAUUAUAAUCCUGGUCGAUGGAUCCUGGAGUAUCGGAAGAGUGAACUUUAGACUUGUAAGAAGCUUCAUAGAGAAUUUAGUUGGAGCUUUUAACGUUGCCGAAGAUAAAACAAGAAUAGGGUUGGCACAGUACAGUGGUGACCCCAGAAUAGAAUGGAAUCUAAAUACAUACGACACCAAAGAUGCCGUACUUGAUGCUGUCCGAAACCUGCCUUACAAAGGUGGAAACACACUUACAGGUCUUGCCUUGACAUACAUUCUGGAAAACAGUUUUAAGACAGAAGCGGGAGCCAGACCGGAUCUCCCAAAGAUCGGUAUCUUGAUUACAGAUGGAAAAUCACAAGAUGACGUUAUCCCACCUGCAAAAAGCCUGAAGGAUGCUGGCAUUGAACUUUUUGCUAUCGGUGUGAAAAAUGCUGACCUUAAUGAAUUGAAGGAGAUUGCCUCGGAACCACACAACGACCAUGUUUACAACGUAGCUGACUUCAACAUCAUGGACUCCAUUGUUGGAUCGCUCACAAAAACCGUGUGCGAGAGAGUGGAAGAUAUCGACAUUAAUAUUAAGGGAGAGGUAACUGAAGUGGUUGGAUCUCCCUCUGAUUUGGUCACAUCGGAAGUAACAGCAAGAAGUUUCCGGGUUAGCUGGAGUCAUGGACAAGGCAAUGUGGAAAAAUACAGAGUUGUCUAUUACCCUACCAAAGGAGGACAACCAGAAGAGGUGAUAGUGGAUGGCAGUGUGUCCACUACGGUGCUCAAGAACUUGAUGUCUCUCACAGAAUACCAGAUAGCAAUUUUUGCUGUGUACGCCAGAUCUACAACGGAUGGGCUGCGAGGCAGUGAAACCACCUUGGCAUUACCAAUGGCCACCGAUCUUGAAUUGUAUGAUGUCACUCACCGGAGCAUGAGAGCAAAAUGGCGCGGAGUUGCAGGAGCUAGUGGUUACAUGAUCCUGUAUGCACCUCUCACUGAAGGAUUAGCAGCAGAUGAAAAAGAGAUGAAGGUUCCUGGGUCCGUUACUGAUGUCGAACUGGAUGGCCUGACUCCCAGUACAGAAUACACAGUGACAGUCUAUGCAAUGUUUGGAGAAGAGGCCAGUGAUCCACUCACAGGACAGGAAACAACACUGCCGUUAAGUCCUCCCAGAGACCUCAGAUUUUCAAACAUCGAGCACAGCUCGGCCACCGUCUCCUGGGACCACUCGAACAGGAAUGUUAAUGGUUACCGGAUCAUGUACGUGAAAACGGGAGAGUCGGACAUCAACGAUGUGGAAGUUGGCCGAAUUUCAAACUACAACCUAAAGAAACUGACAUCGCUCACAGAGUACACAGUGGCCAUUUUCUCUGUUUUUGAUGAAGGACAAUCUGAGCCCCUCACAGGCACUUUUACGACAAAGCCGGUGCCAUCUCCUCGUGAUUUGAAAGUCAGGGAUAUCUCAGCACGCAGUUUUGUGGCUUACUGGACACAUUUUGCACCAGAUAUAACUAUGUACAGACUCCAAUGGACACCCCGGAGAGGUGGUGCUACGCAAGAGGAUGAAAUUAAAGGGGAUAUCAGCUCCUAUCUUAUUGAUGGCUUGACACAUAGCACAGAGUAUGAAGUCUCCUUGACAGCUAUGUUUGCUGAUGAAUCUGAAAGUGAUGCUCUGUCAGCUUUGGCUACUACACUGACUCGGACCACUCAAGCCCCAACUACAGCCAGACCUACAACAGCAGCUAUCCGUUUUGGAAUCAGAAACCUUUUAAUAGAUGAUGAAACCACAUCUAGUCUUCACGUAUCAUGGUUAAUGACUGAUGCUAACAUUCGCCAGUAUAUCGUAUCCUACAUCACUACUUAUGGAGAUCGGGAAGAAAAAGUUGUAUCAGGUCGAGAAAACGAUGUUGUGCUGCAACCUCUGCUGUCUGACACUGAGUACAAAGUCACUGUGACUCCCGUGUACUUCAGUGGAGAAGGGAACCCUGUGUCCAGCUCUGGGAGAACAUUGCCGCUCUCUGCUCCAAGGAACCUGCGGGUUUCUGACGAAUGGUAUAACAAACUGAGGAUAACAUGGGACCCUCCUCCUUCACCAACCAUGGGCUACAGAAUAGUGUACAAGCCUACCAGCGGUUCAGGUCCGGCUCUGGAGACUUUUGUGGGUGAUGAUGUGAACACCAUAUUGAUUCUCAAUCUUCUCAGUGGGACGGAAUACAACCUGAAGGUUCUGGCGUCAUAUUCCACCGGAUCCAGCGAUGCCUUGACUGGAGUUGGAAAAACAUUAUAUCUUGGAGUGACGAAUCUGAGUGCGUACCAAGUGAGGAUGAACAGCAUCUGUUCCCAAUGGCAACUGCAAAGACAUGCAACCUCCUACAGGAUCAUCAUCGAGUCACUGCAGGAUGGCUCCAAGCAAGAAGCCAACCUGGCUGGAGGAACGUCUCGUCACUGUUUCUAUGAACUCCUGCCUAACUCUAGAUACAGGAUCACCGUCUAUGCACAGAUGGGGGAGGCCGAGGGACCCGGCGUCAGCAUUGUAGAAACAACACUGCCGGCUGCAACUGCAGCACCAACCAAACCUCCAACUCCACCACCAACCAUUCCUGUGGCACGAGAAGUGUGUAAGUCCGCAAGAGCAGACCUUGUAUUCCUGGUGGAUGGAUCCUGGAGUAUCGGAGACGACAACUUCCACAAAGUUAUCAACUUCCUUUACAGCACAGCCGGAGCCAUGGAUGAGAUUGGCCCUGAGGCAACACAGGUCGGAGUCGCUCAGUACAGUGAUGACGCGAGGACAGAAUUUAAGCUAAGCUCACAUAAAAGCAAGGCUUCUCUUUUGGCUGCUAUAAAUGCAAUAUCGUACAAAGGCGGGAACACAAAGACAGGCAGAGCAAUCAAGCACGUCAGAGAAGAUUUGUUUACUGUGGAAUCUGGCAUGAGGAAAGGUGUGCCGAGGGUUUUGGUGGUGAUUACCGAUGGGCGCUCCCAAGAUGAAACUGUUAAGUUUGCCAGUGAGAUGCAUUUGGAAGGCUUCAGCAUUUUUGCCAUUGGCGUGGCGGAUGCAGACUACAAUGAAUUAGUGAACAUUGCCAGCAAGCCCAGCGAGAGACACGUCUUCUUCGUCGAUGACUUUGAUGGGUUCAAGAAAAUAGAAGAUGAGCUGGUCACUUUCAUUUGCGAGACAGCGUCAGCAACUUGCCCUUGGGCCUACAUCCAAGGGAACAGCGUGUCAGGUUUUAAAAUGAUGGACAUGUUUGGGUUGGUGCAGAAGGAAUACUCCUCCUUGGAUGGGGUCUCCAUGGAGCCUGGAACUUUUAAUAACUUCCCAUGCUACAGGAUACACAAAGAUGCUCUGGUGUCUCAGCCCACGAAACAUAUCCAUCCAGAGGGCCUCCCUUCAGAUUAUACCAUCUCCUUCCUUUUCCGACUACUCCCCGAUACUCCGAAGGAACCUUUUGCACUGUGGGAAAUCUUGAACAAAGGCUACGAGCCAUUGGUUGGCGUAAUACUUGACAAUAAUGGUAAAACACUAACUUUUUUUAAUUACGACAAUAAGGGACAGUUUCAGACUAUUACCUUUGAAGGACCUGAGGUUAGAAGAAUAUUCCAUGGCAGCUUUCAUAAGGUACAUAUUAUAGUUACAAAGACUAAUUCCAAGCUAAUCAUCGACUGCAAACAAGUUGGGGAAAAGCCAUUAAACGUUGCUGGAAAUAUCACCACGGAUGGUCUAGAAGUCCUAGGCCGGAUGGUGAGAUCCCGAGGAGCCAGAGACAACUCCGCUCCAUUCCAGCUGCAAAUGUUUGACAUCGUGUGUACAUCAACCUGGGCCAAUCGUGACAAGUGCUGUGAGCUACCUGCAAUGAGAGAUGAAGCCACCUGUCCUCCUCUUCCAAAUUCCUGCUCCUGCGCCGAGGAGAACAAAGGAUUACCCGGGCCCCCAGGACCUCCGGGUGGUGCUGGUAUGAGAGGACCCAAAGGAGCACAAGGGGAUCAAGGGUCAUCGGGGCCAGAUGGACUGCAAGGCCCAAUAGGCCCAGCUGGAGCUCAGGGACCACCUGGACCACAGGGACCAAGUGGACAUUCCAUUCAGGGACCAUCUGGUCCUCCUGGUGUAAAAGGAGAUAAAGGAGAAGCUGGAAAUCAAGGAAAUCAGGGACUUCCUGGCCAACCAGGGUCUCCUGGAAUAGAAGGACCUACGGGACAAAGGGGGUUUCCAGGAAAGGAUGGCACAUCCGGACCCCCUGGACCGCCUGGAUCAAUGGGUACGCCAGGUAAUCCAGGAUCCCCAGGCUCUCCAGGAGGCCCAGGACGUCAGGGUGAGAAUGGACCACCGGGUCCUCCUGGUAUAAAAGGAGAAAGAGGAGAAAGAGGGGACACCCAGUCACAGAACAUGGUCCGUUCAAUUGCUCGCCAAGUGUGUGAGCAAAUCAUACAGAGUCACAUGGCCAGAUUUAAUUCACUCCUGAACCAAGUACCAAGUCAGUCUGUAUCAGUGAGAAGUAUCGCUGGGCCUCCAGGACAGCCAGGCACACAGGGCCCACAAGGUCCACCUGGAGAACAAGGAUCUCCUGGAAGACCAGGAUUCGAUGGCACCCCCGGCUCACCAGGAACACCAGGAGAGAGAGGUUUAUCUGGUGAAAAGGGAGAGAGAGGAAACUCCGGAGUGGGAACACAGGGACCGAGGGGUCCACCGGGAGCUCCAGGAUCACCCGGUGAAGGUCGUACUGGAAGCCAAGGUCCAGUUGGGGCUCCUGGUCAGCGUGGCCUCCCAGGUCCUUCAGGUAAUACUGGUCCUAUGGGUCCUCCUGGUCCACAAGGUUAUUGUGAUGCUGCCUCCUGUGCUGGAUAUGGUGGGUAUGGGGGACAACCUGAUCAAGGUUCUCCUGAAAGCUAUGGCCCGCAAAGUCCUUACGAUGACGAUGAUGAGGAACCAGAUCCCUAUGCGCAUUACCAAGUUGCCUACCCAGAGUCCUAUGGGCAUGGUGGUUACAUCCAGCCAGAGUUCACCCCGGUACAGGAGGAGGAUGAGCAGGUAUCUAUGGAGGUGAGGUCUCCUGGAAUCAGUCGUUUUACCCGUAGCCUUGGAAGAAGAUCACCUAAAUUUCUGAAACACGGUUAAGAGGGAUGAAUGGACUCUUUAAAGUAGCUAUACGUCCUUCCUUUGUGGGACUGCCACACCACAUUGUAUACAGUACAUUGUACAUAAGUAACUUUUUUGAUGUUUUUGGAAAUUGUUUACAUAAAUUCGAGUCUCAAAACAAAGAUAUGUCUUCAAAAAAAUAUGUAAUGUAUGGACGGAAUAAAUACUGAUUCAGUUUGUU